GGAGGAGAGACAAGUUCUGAGGCUCGUUCCUGCUGCUCACGGUCGCCGUCAGUAUUACUGCUGAGUUCGGAGAUACCGGAGGUCCCGUGGAUACUCAGUCUACUCUACCGGACCGUUAAACCGUCUAACUGACACCCGCAGAAACUUCACAACUGAGCCCCCUGUUUCACCCGGAAGCUGGACAAGCUAUCCGAGACUAUGCUUUUCUGUCUGCUGCCUCUCGCGGCUCUCUUGCUGCGCGCUGAGGGCAGGCGCGGGGAAACAGUGGUCCGUAACAACAACAAUGGCCACGCGCUGGACAACGACAAAUGGCUGAGCACGGUGUCUCAGUACGACAAGGACAGAUAUUGGAACAAAUUCAGAGAUGAAGUUGAGGAUGACUACUUCAAAAGCUGGGGUCCUGUCAAGCCAAUCGACCAGGAGACAGAGGCGAGGCCCGGGAGACAUGGGGAACCUGGAACCAAAGUCCACUCCAACCCGGGGAAGAGGAGAACAGAGGAGGCUCUGGACGCCACUAAACAUCCAUGUGUGAAGGUGCGCUGCCCUCCUCACAGGGUGUGUGUCAGCCACGACUACCAGACAGCCAUCUGCACCAACACCAACCACAAGCAGCCUACACACAGUGUGAAACCGAGGAAAGGAAGCUUGGCCUACAAGCACUGGGCAGGAGCAGGGGCCCAUGGGAAGUGUAGGCCAUGCCCUGUCAUCCACCCCAGCCCUGUGUGUGGAUCUGAUGGACACACCUACUCCUCUAAGUGUACGCUGGAGUUCCAGGAGUGUAAGUCAGGGAAGAACAUCGCUCUGAAGUGUGGAGGACCGUGUCCAUGUCUGCCUGAUCUGGAACUGGUCAAACCACACAGCCACAAAACAGAGAAGAGCGUCUGCAGUGAUGGGGACCUGCAUAGCCUAGCAUCCAGACUGAAGGACUGGUUCGGAGUUCUCCACCUCGACGCCAACCGAGACCUCAAAUCCUCUGCCAACUCUGAUUCAGCGGCAGGACGUUUUGACACCAGUAUCUUGCCGAUCUGUAAGGACUCUCUGGGUUGGAUGUUCAACAAGCUGGACAUGAACUAUGACCUCCUGCUGGACCAAUCAGAGCUCAGCGCCAUCUACCUGGACAAGUAUGAGCUGUGUAUGAAGCCCCUGUUCAACUCCUGCGACUCCUUCAAGGAUGGAAAACUGUCCAACAACGAGUGGUGCUACUGCUUCCAGAAACCUGAUGGUCUGCCCUGCCAGAAUGAGAUGAACCGGAGUCAGAUCCAGGGUCGGAGGAACACUGUCAUAGGGUCCUAUAUUCCACGCUGUUCUGAGGAGGGAUACUUUAAGCCAACCCAGUGUCAUGGCAGUACUGGACAGUGUUGGUGUGUGGACAAAUACGGCAACGAGAUCGCCGGCUCCAGAAAACAGGGCAACCCCACCUGUGAGGAGGACCAAGAGACCUCAGGGGAUUUUGGCAGUGGGGGCGCUGUCAUUCUCCUUGAUGACCAGGAGGAGGAGCCACCUCAGAGUGGGAGGAGCCGACAGAAGCAGAGGCGGGGCCGGAUCCAUCCCAGAGGGGCCAUUGAGGAUGACGAGGACGAGGAAGAUGACAAAGAUGACGAGAUUGGCUACAUCUGGUAGCUCCGCCCCCACCUGUUCUCCCAUCAACCAACCAGGGACCCCCGUUAACUCUGAACAGACCUGAAGCCAUUCCAGCAUCUCCUUCCUACCCCUCAGCAUCAACUCUGUGUUCAACUGACUAUCCCCUCCUCUAUGCCUCUUGUUCACCUUGAAACUUUCUCUCCGCUACUCAACCUUCAUAUAGUGUGUCCCUCCUACUCUCCUUCAGAGAAUAGAGACGUAUUCAAUUCAAACAAAGACUGUCUAGUCCCUUUUAAUGUGUGUCCCUCUGCUACUGCGUUUGUCCUCAAACCCUUCAACCAUAGACUGACACAUUGCUAUAUCCUCUCUCUCUCUCUUUCUUGUUCUUACUCUCUCAUCUCCCCGUUCUCUCUCUUUCUCUGUAUCUGUGUCUGUGCGUCUCUGAGAGUCUCUUGUCUGACUGUGAGGUCAGAGACAAGUUUGAAGGUGAGAUUCUAUGGUGUGUUCUGGCCCUUCUGUCAAAGACUCCAUUUUCCGCUCACGGCCUCACCCCUCAUGUUCUAGAAUACCAUAUUCUCUGGUUCCAGAAUAUUCUAUAGGCUCUUUGGUCGAGAAUAAUGUUCUUGCUGUUAUUGAAUGCUCCAGGGUGCCCUAGAACCAGAACGAGUGAUGAUGUGUUACUUUUUGUUGCAUGUUCCCUGACUACGCCCCUGUGGAAAGACAAGUUUGGGUGGCAAGAUACACUGAGUGUACAAACAUUAAGGACACUUUCCUAAUAUUGAGUUGCACCCUGCCCUUUUGCCCUCAGAACAGACUCAAU
Oncorhynchus tshawytscha (Chinook salmon) is the source of this 2401-nucleotide messenger RNA. Its product is annotated as testican-1-like. The record is from RefSeq and is a predicted model, not a curated record. Gene Ontology annotation, molecular function: protein binding; calcium ion binding. Bases 199 to 1620 code for a protein of 473 amino acids. The transcript has 13 exons. Lineage: Eukaryota; Metazoa; Chordata; Actinopteri; Salmoniformes; Salmonidae.